Molecule: messenger RNA, 603 nt
Organism: Mucor velutinosus
Lineage: Eukaryota; Fungi; Mucoromycota; Mucoromycetes; Mucorales; Mucoraceae
Exons: 3
Coding region: 1-603 (200 amino acids)
Source: RefSeq, a predicted model, not a curated record
AUGGCAAAUACCACUAUUCAACCCACAUUACAAGAUGAUACAUCUACAGCAAAGAUAUUAGCCAAAAUCAAACAACUGGAGACCAACAUGGCACGUUUGUAUAUACGGAUGGGCUUGUUUGAGUGCGAUGAGCGAUUAACAGGCCAUCUUUUACAGAAUGCAAAGAACAGACUAGCUACAUCUCAAAGAAAGGACCAAUUAUUGAUCGAAUUGAACCAAGAAUAUGAAAGACUAGCUCGUAAGAGACUAGAUCAAUGUAACUCAUUGAUGCUAGACUGGCAAUCCUAUCAGCAAGAUCAAAAAAAGACGAGGCAAUCUGACAUUGUAAAGAGACAAAUUGAGUUUGAUAGACAGUUGGAUGUGCUGGAUGAGGAAAAAAGAAGAAAUUGGGUUUCACACACACAGAACAUAUCUGAGAUCAGCAAUCAGUUGUUACAUUACUUGAAGCACUAUUCAACUGACAGCUCUAUCUUGACAUUUCCAACAAAUGUCCUGGAUCAAUUUUGGGUACUGCAAAUCCAAAUACCUGUACUACAAGCAGAAUUACCUCUUACCAUCGAUGCGUUGAAUCAACUACUAUCAAAGGAUCAAGUGGAAUCGUAA